Prunus armeniaca (apricot) is the source of this 765-nucleotide messenger RNA. Lineage: Eukaryota; Viridiplantae; Streptophyta; Magnoliopsida; Rosales; Rosaceae. The record is from the annotation of a GenBank genome assembly.
AUGGUGAGAGCUCCUUGCUGUGAGAAGAUGGGAUUGAAGAAAGGGCCAUGGACGCCUGAAGAAGACCAAAUUCUAGCUUCCUUCAUCCAAAAAUAUGGUCAUGGAAACUGGCGUGCCCUGCCAAAGCAAGCUGGCUUGUUGAGAUGUGGGAAGAGCUGCAGACUCCGGUGGAUAAACUAUUUGAGACCCGAUAUCAAGAGAGGAAACUUCACAAGAGAAGAAGAGGAAGCUAUCAUUAAGUUGCAUGAAAUGCUCGGUAACAGGUGGUCAGCAAUUGCAGCAAGAUUACCAGGACGCACAGACAACGAGAUAAAAAAUGUAUGGCACACCCACUUGAAGAAAAGACUCAAAGAUCAGACUUCAACCUCAUCACCAGCAAGCAGUGCUUCCAAUGUCACAAGCCAGUCUGCUGAGCCAGAAAAUAUGAAUUCUCCACAACCAUCUUCAAGUUCCAGUGAUGUUUCCUCAGUCACAGAAGUCUCAGCUGCAUUGACUCAUGAUAAUCACCAGGACAUGAUAACCAUCAAAGGCGAAAACAUGGAGCUUUCGGAAACAUUCCCCGAAAUCGACGACAGUUUCUGGUCUGAGGUACUCUCAGCUGAUAACUCCAGCAUCCCAUUGGAAUUUCCAGAGGCCACAAAUGAUCAAUAUUCAGGGGAGUUGGGUUUUACUUUUUGUCCAAACAUGGAUGAUGGCAUGGAGUUUUGGUACGACCUUUUCAUUAGAGCUGGCCAUGGGGACACACCAGAGUUACCAGAAUUUUGA